This is a messenger RNA of Coregonus clupeaformis (lake whitefish), 1176 nucleotides long. RefSeq names its product protein ARV1-like. Gene Ontology annotation, biological process: sterol metabolic process; regulation of plasma membrane sterol distribution; sphingolipid metabolic process. The record is from RefSeq and is a predicted model, not a curated record. The transcript has 5 exons. The coding region runs from base 95 to 811 and encodes 238 amino acids. NCBI's taxonomy places the organism in Eukaryota, Metazoa, Chordata, Actinopteri, Salmoniformes, Salmonidae. Gene Ontology annotation, cellular component: cortical endoplasmic reticulum; Golgi apparatus.
UUGUAAACGACUACAACUCCCAACCAAUCACGCAUAGAUCCAGGAAGUCAGGUUGUUCAAGACGGUUGCUCCAUCGUUACCAACAUAAAACAGAAUGGCAAAGGGAUUUAGAUGUGUUGAAUGCAAUAAGGACGCGCACGAGCUUCACAGAGAUUACAGUAAUGGGAUCUUGAAGAUAACCAUAUGUGGAUCCUGCCAAAAGCCUGUGGACAAGUACAUUGAAUACGAUCCAGUCAUUAUUCUAAUUGAUGCCAUUUUAUGCAAAACUCAAGCAUUCAGACAUAUUCUGUUCAACACUACAUUGAAUAUUCACUGGAAACUGUGUGUGUUUUGCCUGUUGUGUGAGGCCUACCUGAGGUGGUCACAACUCCAGGGAUCUGAACAUAGCAAUGACCCAGCAGACAUCAUUAGAUACACCAAGGAAUGGGAUUUCUAUGGCAUGUUUGGGAUGGCAGCUCUUGAAUUGGGUGCGUUCUCUGUUGGAGUGCUGUCCUUCCUGUGGCUGGUGCAGUGGUUGCUUGGCUUUGACUUUGAACUGAGCUUACAGCUGAAAGCCCUCCUGCUGUCCAGCUAUGGAAAGGUUCUGCUCAUCCCUGCAGUCAUAUGGGAGCAUGACUACUCCCCGCUCUGCUUCAGCCUCAUCAAGCUGUUUGUGCUCACGUCCAACUCUCAGGCCAUAAGAGUCAUUCUAAACUGCAGCAGAAGGCUAUCCCUGCUGGCUGUGUGUGUGGGUCUGCUGUUAGAAACGUGCGUAGCCUGGGCGUUUCAGACACUUCCAUGGAGCAUACAGGACAUCCUGCCGUUCCAGUGACCUGUUUCAGGCCAGUCCUGAAGAACACACUGUUACAAUGGCACCUAUUAUACCCUGGACCAGAGCACUGUGUGGAGUGUGCCUAGUCAUAUACAGUGAGGUCCAAAAGUAUUUUGGACAGUGACACUUUUUGUUGUUGUUUUGGCUCUGUAUUACAACACUUUGGAUUUGAAAUUAUAUAAUGACUGAGGUUAAAGGCCCAGUGCAGUCAAAAAUAUUUUAACUGUUUUGUAUCAUAUUUUACAACAGCUGUAAAAGUGUGAAAAGUUUUAUCAGUGUUUCCUGAUUGUUGCAGGUUGAAAAUACAAUCUACACACAACCUUCUAAUCAGCAGGUUUGCAUUGGCGGGAGUUUCGGCUUGCCUG